UAUGAUGCAGUGCUCCGACGAUGCUGCUGCUUAUCUCUUCUGCGCAUUAUUUAUCGGGCCCGGAGGGGGGGAUAAUCUCUGGGCGACUUUGCGGCAAUUUUAGGGCGCUUUAUUGAUAUUGUCUUUGCGUUUACCAUGUUUCAAUUUCAAGCAUUGACAGCGUUCUUACGGUUCUGAGCAUCAACAAUCUAAGCCAUCUCUUCCUUCGCCAGAGCAUGGCUGACGUGCUACAGUUAGCUGCAAGUGUGAAAUUUUACCUCUGAUCCAACAUGUCGUUCCUUUCGAUGGUUCCAAAGAUUCUCUUCGUACUGUAUUGUGUAAUAAAUAACACGAUCUUUGCUACACCUCCACGGCCUUAUAAUAAAGAUAGUCUGUGGGUAUUCCAGGUAGUGAUGACAUCAGAUUAGCAGCCAAUCAGGAAGAUGCGUUGUUCUACGUUUAGUUGCAUGUAUGAAGAUGUGUGUUGUCAGUUCACUAGAUCUAAAAUCUAGUUUUGUAGACAGUUUAGUUUAGAUAGUGUAGUGUGUUGUGUUCUGUUGUCGUGUUGGUAGUCUGUAGUGUUUGAACUAUACUGUUAUAGUUUUAUAGAAGAUUUUUGCCAGACUGCUUGCACUACUUUGUCGAUCGCCUGAUAAAACAGUGAAUUCCACAAAUUUUUGAAAAUCGUUUUUUUGCAUUUUUGAAAGUGCUCGGUGAGAUGCAUGUCCUGUCCCCACAGAAUUAUUCUAAAUUGCAAAUUUAGAUGGCCAAAUUAUGCAAGACGAAUGGAAAAUUAUGCUAGUUACCGUAACGCCAUUCACGAUGUUUUGCACUUUUUCAGUACAAGAAUUUUCAUGUUUCAGAGAUGUAUGUGUACAGGAGAAUUGAUAACAGAACAUGCUAUCGGUAUCAGUAGUUUUUUUGUGAAACACAAGUCAGAAAAAAGAAACAACCAAAAAAUACAAUCUCUGUAACUUUCAGCUGUAUAGAGGAAAGAAAUAUAUUUGAAUAUAAAAAACAGAACAUCUGGACCUCUGAUGCUGUCUCAUCACUAAAGCCAGGGGCACCUGGCAAACUUGAAACAUCAGCAGACUUGAAAACAACUUUUGAUGGAUUGAAAAAUUGAACAUGCUCAAGGAACAAACAUCUCUAACAAGGGAAAUAACCAACUUGUCAUUUAAAUAAGACUUAUUAUGAUUACUUCCACUUCCAUUCAGUAACAUGGCGAGGCGUUAAAUUAUUUUGUGAAAAAUGUUAUUGUAGUUUAACUAUACAUGCAUACGGUUUUACUACACACACCCACCUCAUGUAGCGAUCCAACUUGCACUGACUCGUCGCAACUCUCUGCGCUGCGCCUCGACCGCUACUCACGCAGUCUUCAAAAGUCCGUGGCUCACGCCUCGGCCUGUCCUUGGUUUCUUCAAUGUCAACCGUACUCGACUACUUUCCCGAGAAUCACACAGCUAACCACAGUUAUUUUAAAAUGUGAAAAACACAGGGAAUCCAAAAUCAUGCAAAUGUUGCAGAGAAGUAAGCAAAAAAACAUGGCAGCGCGGCGGCCGCACAUUCAUAUAAUCCGACGGGGACAAGAUGUCCCUAUAAAAACCGUUUUUCAAUUAUCUCAAACGUGUAGUCUGACGUAAUAAGAAAAUACACCAGCUGUGUGGAAUUCACGAUCUCAUCAGUCGAUUUAUGACUCGCGGGGCUGAGCGUUGGCACUGUGAGCUCCUCUUAAUCUUUAGACCAUUGAAAUAUGGGUGACUGCAUUUAGCAAACACAAUGGUCGGUCAGUAUUUACGGUUUACAGGCGAAAGAUUAUAAUUAAUAAUGAUAUCGACUGCAUGCGUUUUGCCUGAAAACCUCUCUGUCACAUAAUUAAUGGUAUAUUCUUUCACAACGACUGUCAAAUUCGAAUGUGUAAUGUGUGUGACCUUCUAGUAGAAGGUUAUAUAAUACAAUUUUGAUCUUGCUCCUUUGCACAAGAAAAAGUAAUAAUGAUAAUUUAGUCAAGUAUAAAUUAUAAAUUACAAGUAUAUUAUUUCUGUGCUGUAUCACAAUCCAAACUUGUUUGACAUUGAAAGCUCACUGAUUUGACAUCAGAGUUCCCUAAUGAGAACAGAAAUUUUGCAAAGCUGAGCAGUGUGAACCACUUUUGACAUCAAAGAAAGCUGCAGAAAAUUCAGCUCGUAAAUAAUAGAAGAACGAGACCUAAAUGAAAAAAAGUGUCAUUCAAAGUACACAAUGCUUUGGAACAGUUCAAAUGUGCUCUUUUUAACCUCAGAGAGAGAGAGAGAGAGGGAGAGGGAGAGGGGGAGGGAGGGAGGGAUAUGUAAUAAAUUUUUGUACUGAUAGAGAUUCUACCACAUGUCAACGAAGAUGUGACCCACAACCUAUAUGUACUAGUGUCAGAAAAAAAAAGAUGAUUACAAAAUAACAAGCAUGAUAUGAGAAAAAUAUUGAGAAUACACCUUAAGACCACCUAUUAAACAAACAACAAUGUAAAAAUGUAUUUGAACCUCCCCAAAUAUUGCAGUUGUGGAAUGAACUAAACCAAGCAAAAUGUUGAGAAUGUAAUGCCUCCUAUUGUCACUGUUGCAAGGGAAAUGCAGCGCUCCUUUUGACCAUGCUUUAAUGGAUGAGAGCAAGAAAACGCUGGAAAUUUAAAGGGACUCUUUUUUAACAUGUGACAGCAAAGAUACGAUGUCUAUUGAAAGGAGGUGACUCUAUCCUGUUGAUGAUUUGAUUUAACAGGAUGUCGUCUGAUCUGUCAUAUGAAGCGUCUGACGAGGCAUCGGAGAAUGAGCUGCUGGACCGCAGUUUGUCCGUCUGGCGGGGCUGGAGCGCCAUCGACUGGGAGGACUUCACCCCAGUCCCCCUUGACCUUCACACCGCCUGCAGCAUCGGUCAGUACGACUGGGUCCGUGCCAUCAUCAGCAAAAAGGAGGCGGAUUCUCUGGACAGGAAAAACCUCGGUGGCUGGACUCCACUCAUGUAUGCCUGCUACAUCGGCCACGACAACAUCGUGAACUUGCUCAUCCACGCCGGCUGCAGUAAGGAUGUCAAGAAUCCUCGCGGGCACACCCCGCUCAUGUUGGCGGCCAGCUGUGGGAAUGAGACUGUUGCGCGCACGCUUGUCAGGAAUGGAGCGGGACUUGACCUAGUGGACAAGUUCGGACUGACUGCUUUGUUUCACGCCACGUACGCCGGACACCAGAACUUUGUGGCUUUUCUGUUGGAGGCCGGGGCCAGCACCGAUGCUCUAGAGCCGGGCACAGGGAUGACUCCACUGAUGAAAGCAGCGUCAGAGGGCCACGAGAUUAUUGUGCAGCUGUUUCUGAAACACGGUGUGAAUGUCCACGCCAAGGCGUACAACGGCGACACGGCCAGGUCAACGGCUCUGCUCAACGGGUACAUGAAAAUUGUCAGUCUCAUCGACAACCACAUACUGCCUCCAGGCUGCCUCAGGACAGAGCCGGGGUUGGACUUUUAUCUCAGCUCAUCGGACGAGGCUCCUUCCCGGAAACGUCAACUGGCCAAUGGCAACGUCCGAGGGAAAAUUCGUGGACCCAGCAUCCGCGACGGUCCUGAGGCUAUUGCUCGCAUGAUUGGUCGGACCCGCAAUCCCGAGACUGCCGGAGGACACAGCCCGCAACUCUCCCGCGGCUAUGUGGGUUUCCCGUCAGAGGAGGAGGGCAAAGAGCAGCGACAUUUGUCCUAUAGGGAGGUCACAUCGCCCAUCAACCCAGACGACUUUACCGACAGCCCAGGGAGUAGAGAUGCUGACGAUUGCAACGACGACAGCAAUGCUUUCACCAAGACAGGGGCCAUAACCAUUAAGAGCAGUUCCAGCUCCAGCGGCGGUCUGAUGGCAGCCCUUGGCCUCAGCCGUGAGGGCAGCAUCGACAGCGACGACUCUCCUUCCUACGCCGCACGAACUGGCCUUUCUGGUGUUGGGAAGCUGAAGAGUUCUGCUGCUGACAACGACGACGCUAGUGGUGGCGGUUUCGAUGGUGUUGGUCAGGAAGUUCGCUGCGACAGCGCUGAUGGGAAUAACAGAAAUGCGAGGGCUGGUGGGUUAGCUCCGUUGAUAGUUCCUGGUUCGGGAGAUUUGCAAGAGUCCCUUCAGACUGGGGAGCGAGUGGGCGGAGGGGUCUCGCCUCUCAGGGAUUAUUUUCCUGUUGAGGUUUCUUUUCCCGUCGGAGUUGCUCCGUUUCCUGAAGCAGGGGACUCUCGUGCAACAGGAAAUAGAGUCCCCGCAGAGGGCGUUUUGCCGAAAGGAAGUGACGCAUUGCCGCUAGAGAAUAUGACGCAAACGGAAAUUGUCAACAGAUUUCUGAAUAAUUUGAGUGUGGGGGAUGAUACAGAGCGGGGGGAGGGGGAUAUAGGGGGGAAGUUGGGGCCUCAUAAGGGUGUGGUCAAUACUGGCUUGAAUGUAACUGACAUUUUUUCAGAAAUUUCUGGACCAGUUCCUGACAAAUGUUUAAGUGGUGAGAGGGUGAUGGAGAGGCUUGAAAGGAUGAGACCAGCUGGUGAUAGUGCUGGCAUCGAUCAACGAUCACCUCAGAGUCUACUUGGAGAUUCUUCAUUACCUGGUGAUCCCACGAGUGCUCCUUCCUUUUACAACUCCUCAUCUCUGUCCAGCAUACAUGGGAGUCACCUUCAGCAAAAACACCUGGAGACUCAGCCGCGGCAGCAGCACAUUCAGCAGCAGCACAUUCAGCAACAGCAGCAGCAGAUUCAGCAGCCUUCGUCCAGGGCAUUCCUGCCACGCCUCAACCACCACCACCCCCUGCACAACCGGCACAGCCACAACAAUGUUGCCGCAAUACAACCCAUAAUGGGAAACCCGCCCGCACCAGCCAGCCAGCCCGGGAACUUGCUACCUCCCCGCUCCUUCCCUCCUGGCGUGAGCGGCAAGGCAGAUCAGGGACUUCAGAGCGUCCCGCAGCAAUAUUUCUAUCGGGAUAUCGACACCCUGGGACAGUUCCAGUCCUUGCCGCAAGUCUCUGCUCAAGCUCACCCGGGUAGUGUUCAUCGCAACCCGCCGCCCGCUUUUUUAGACGCUGACCCUCCCCCGGGCUCGGACAAUGUUCGCCUGCUCUCUCACCUCAUCAACCCAGCCACCCCUCUCACUUUGGCUCCGAACCCCCCGCAGCCCCACCCAUCGUCGACUGCCACCGUCCCGGCUGGGCAGACAAGCGGAGGAGGAGGAGAAGGAGGAUUUGCGUUAGCUCCCCUUACCCCAGCGCCGUCAGCUCCCCCUGCCAGUCAUCCUCUGAGCCUGCCAACCCACGGCCCCCCCCUUGUUGUUGGGAAACCCCGUGACGGGGGAUCAUCUCUCCCACCUCCUCCGCAAAUGGGACCUCGCCCGCCGGACCCUUCCUUUGGUGUGAACCGCCCCCAAAUGUCUCAGCGUGUCCUACCUCCGUCCACAGCAAUGUUUCCUGGCCAGUCUUCCCUGGCACCCACCUCGCUCUCCAUCGCCAUGGCAGCCACUGGCAGUGUCAUAAUUCCAGGUCACGCCACGUCCCAGCCGGUCGUCAGUAGUGCCAUCGGGUGGUUGGAGCAGCCGGGCCGCCCAGACGCCAGCCCGCGUGACCUGGCACAGAUGCUCGGUGAACUUGGGCUGAGCAAAUACCUGGACAAGUUUGAGGAGCAGGACGUUGACCUCCAGGUGUUUCUGUCGCUCACCGACAACGACCUGAAGGAAAUUGGGAUCAAGUUAUUUGGUCCACGGAAAAAAAUGACCAAUGCCAUUGCCCGGUGGCACAGCCACGCCCCUAUUGGGAGUGACCAGGUGGAGCAGGCGUACGCUGACCGCCUGGAGGGAGAGAUGCAGGAGAUGGCCAUUCAGCUCAACCAGGCAUACGAGAAUGAAGAGCGUCUGAAGGCCCAGGUGCUGCAAGAGCGACAGCUGCGCUCUGUUACGGAGAGUUGCCUCAUGGAGGAGCGCGCCGGCUGGGACCGCGCCCGACGCAUGUUGCAAGAGACGCGCAGCAAGAUGCGAACCAUGGGCGAAAUUCUCUCCCGACUCAGACAUCAUCAGAAAGAACUUCGGAAGCAAACAGUGACGGCUGCCAAAAUCCUCAGCAAUCCAUCCACCAACAUGACAUCAGCAGCAAUGAGCGUCACUGGUGAUGCAAGCAGACCAGGUUUCCACUCUCCGGCUGUGUCGUUGCCACCCUCCUCCUCAGCCAAUGAUCCCUCCUUCGUGAAGGAUGCCGCUCAGCAUCCUGCGACGCACCACGCCCUUCUAGGGGUUGGUGAGGAGGCAGCCAAGAAGUCGGACAAAUGUCUGAAGGAGCUACAGCAGCUCCUGUGUGGCCUGGUGCUUAAUGCCGAUCACAUCCUCAAGUCCACUCAUGUGGUCAAUGGCGCGGGCAAGGAGAACUCCUGACCUUGACCGCAUGGGUCUCUUUUGUUGAUGGAAUAAUUCUAUAUUUGCAGUUGAUUGUGCGUUGACACAGGUGUGACAUUGCGCUUCCUCGGAAUUACAAAGUUCUAUCAAAGUUUUUGAGAAAUUUGACGUCAAAGAUUUAAAGUUUCACAUCAUGUCAAGCUUUUUCGAAACUAAUUCUUUGAAUAUCUUCAUAACGGCUCAGAAUAAUCUGACAAUUCUGAUAGAGCAGAUGGAACAUGUAGUUUUUAUCUCAUGAUCUUAAUUCAAAACGGCCCAAAAUGUCCGAUAGAACUUUGUAAUUUUGAGGUAGUGAUUGGCACAUAAACAGGAUAUGGACACUGACAGCAGAUAAUUUCCCUUGUUUGUAAAAUGAUAACAUUAACACUUUGAGGCCUGGUCCUCUGAAACUAAAGCAGAAUCUAGCCGGUUACCCAUCCCAUCAAGACAAAAUCUGGAAAAUUUGUGUUCAGUGUUUUUCCCAAAGACCCAACGUCAGGCCUCUGACCUGACUGGAUUCGAACCCAUUUUUUGGGGGGGGGUAAGCGUUUUACAGCGCUCGCAACUGCAUAAGGUCAUAU
This is a messenger RNA of Aplysia californica (California sea hare), 6957 nucleotides long. RefSeq lists its product as uncharacterized. The transcript is spliced from 11 exons. Gene Ontology annotation, molecular function: protein binding. Gene Ontology annotation, cellular component: cilium. The record is from RefSeq and is a predicted model, not a curated record. The coding region runs from base 2732 to 6376 and encodes 1214 amino acids. Lineage: Eukaryota; Metazoa; Mollusca; Gastropoda; Aplysiida; Aplysiidae.